AUGUCGCUUCAGGAUCUCAUCCCGGUGGUCAACAAACUCCAGGAUAUCGUCACCUCCACGCAGUUGGCCGAUAUCGACUUGCCUGUUUUGGCGGUCGUCGGUUCCCAGUCGUGCGGCAAGCUGUCUGUAUUGGAGAACAUCGUGGGAAAGGACUUUCUCCCUAGGGGCACAGGAAUCGUCACCAGAAGGCCAUUGGUGUUGCAGUUGAUUCACGUGAACCCGGAUGAUGCUAUAGUGCACGAGUACUCGCCGCUGGACUUGGCUCAGCAAGGGGCUUCUUCGUCUGAGGUGAGUUUGGAGGAGCACUUGAGGAGGAACACCCGUAACGGGUCUGGGUCUGCGGAGACGUCGAACGGGUCGGUUAAUGGACCUCCUACCGAGUGGGGUGAGUUUUUGCAUAUCCCAAAUAAAAGGUUCUAUAGCUUCGCUGAUAUCCGGAAGGAGAUUGAGCUGGAGACCUUGAGGAUCGCCGGCCAGAAUAAGGGCAUCUCGCGUUUGCCCAUCAACCUUAAGGUUUACUCGACCAAGGUACUUAACUUGACCUUGGUGGACUUGCCGGGCCUUACCAAGAUCCCUAUUGGCGACCAGCCCACCGACAUUGAAAAGCAGACCCGUUCGUUGAUCUUAGAAUACAUCCAGAGGCCUAACAGUAUCAUUUUGGCUGUUUCUCCUGCUAACGUCGACUUGGUCAACUCUGAAUCGCUUAAGUUGGCCCGUCAGGUCGAUCCGACCGGUAAGAGAACUGUUGGUGUCUUGUCCAAGCUCGACUUGAUGGACCAGGGCACUAACGCUUUGGAUAUCUUGAAGGGUAACGUGUAUCCGCUCAAGUUGGGCUUUAUCGGUGUGGUGAACCGUUCUCAGCAGGAUAUUCAAGAUAACAAGCUGCUAGACGACUCGUUGCAGUCUGAGCAACAGUUCUUUGCUAACCACCCGGCCUACCGUUCGUUUGCAAGCAAAUGCGGCACUCGCUACUUAUCUUUGACCUUGAACAAGAUCUUAAUGAACCACAUCAGAGAGCGUUUGCCUGAUAUCAAGGCUAAGUUGAACACCUUGAUGGGUCAGACAGAGCAGGAAUUGGCUUCUUACGGUGACUAUCCAUCCUUGGUUGACUCUAAGGAAGGCCGUGCUGCUUUGCUUCUCAACUUGAUGACCAAAUUCGCUAACAGUGUUGUCAACUCUGUUGAAGGUACCUCUUUUGACGAUGUCUCCAUCAAGGAAUUGUGCGGCGGUGCCCGUAUUUAUUACAUCUACAAUGAGGUCUUCGGCUCUCUGUUGGCAGAAAUCAACCCGACCCAGAACUUGUCGGUCAAGGACAUUAGAACAGCUAUUAGGAACUCUCUGGGGCCUCGUCCUUCGUUGUUCGUUCCCGAGUUGGCUUUUGACUUGCUCGUGAAGCCCCAGAUUAAGCUCUUAGAAGAUCCCUCCCGCAGAUGUGUGGAGCUCGUUUAUGAAGAAUUGAUGAAGAUUGUGCAUCUGAUAUGCAAUGCUGGCAGCAACGUCGACAUGACCAGAUACCCCAAGUUGCAGGCCAAGCUUAUGGAGACGGUGAGUGAUUUGUUGCGUGAGAGAUUAGGCCCUACCAUCAAGUACGUUGAGUCUAUGAUUGAGAUCCAGCAGGCCUACAUUAACACCAACCACCCUAACUUUGUUGGUGCUGCCAAGGCUAUGGCUAUCGUCGUUGAGGAAAGACGCAGACAGCGUGAACAAGAACUGAGAUCUCGUAUGAGAAUCGCCACGCUGAAGAUCUUGAACAAGCAGAAGGAAUCUGAUGACUCGGAUGAAACCGAGGCGGAGCUUCCUAACGGCGACGUCGAACCCAAAGAUCUCGACAUUGACCAAGUGGAUGACGAAGUCAAGCCACCAGUCGUUCACAAGCAUAAAAGAAGUGACUCUGUGAAGACACUGAAGACUCACAAGUCGGAUAUCACGAACCACGGCCACGAGUCUUACUUCAACUACUUCUUUGGCAAGGACCCUAUCAUGCAUCAACAACACUUGCAAGCGCAAGCCCAAUUGAACCCUACACCGUUCAAGUUCCCCCUGCCUCAGGAACCUACUUUGCAAUUCAACAACAACUUCAUCAACAACGGCGGUAACGUUCACGCCGAUAUGAAUAGUCUCAGCCUCGAAGAAUCGUCGCACAAGUCCCAUCCUUCUGAAACCGAAAACGGCCAUGUUCAGCAUCUCGAGCACGGUGAAGAGGAUAACCUCAAUGAACUCAACGAGCGCGAGCAGCUAGAAUGUGAGUUGAUCAGAAGGUUGAUCGUGUCGUACUUUGGCAUUGUCAGAGAGAUUGUCCAGGACCAGGUGCCCAAGUCGAUCAUGUGCCUUUUGGUGAACUACAUCAAGACCAAUAUUCAGAACAGACUCGUGGUGAAGUUGUACAACGAAAAGUACUUUGACGAGUUGCUCCAGGAGGACGAGUCCAUCCAGAUGGAGAGAGAGAAGUGCAUUAACUUGUUGAAGACUUACAGAGAGGCAUCGAAGAUCAUUAGUGAUGUUGUUUAA
Molecule: messenger RNA, 2508 nt
Organism: Candidozyma haemuli
Lineage: Eukaryota; Fungi; Ascomycota; Pichiomycetes; Serinales; Metschnikowiaceae
Gene: DNM1
Product: dynamin-related GTPase
Exons: 1
Coding region: 1-2508 (835 amino acids)
Biological process (GO): mitochondrial fission; peroxisome fission
Cellular component (GO): membrane; peroxisome; microtubule
Molecular function (GO): GTP binding; GTPase activity; microtubule binding
Source: RefSeq, a predicted model, not a curated record